Molecule: messenger RNA, 900 nt
Organism: Serendipita indica DSM 11827
Lineage: Eukaryota; Fungi; Basidiomycota; Agaricomycetes; Sebacinales; Serendipitaceae
Source: the annotation of a GenBank genome assembly
AUGCUUCGUCUCUCCUUUCUUUCGUUGAUUUAUGUCCUCGCCACCUUGCUCACCGUUCGCGCUGGGCCACUGGUCGAAAGACAGCUCUCGACACUCACUACUGCUCAGAUCAACUCGUUCAAUCCGUACGCUCUUUUCGCAAAGUCAGCCUAUUGCGAUCCUGCUACUACCCAAGCGUGGUCAUGCACCUCUUGCAGUCAACUGACCGGCUUCAAGACGGUAGCCAGUGGAGGGAACGGUGGAUCAGUGCAGUACUGGUAUGUCGGAUACUAUCCGACAUUCUCUUCCAUUGUUGUCGGCUAUCAAGGAACCGAUCCCUCAAAGUUUGAAGCCAUUUUGACCGACCUCAGUUUCAUCCCCAUCACCCCAUCGCAGUCUCUCUUCCCCGGUCUUCCUUCUGCCGCAAAGGUCCAUGGUGGUUUCCUCAACGCGUACACUGCCUCUCAGGCUGCCGUACUGGCCGCAAUCCAGCAAGCUGCGUCAACCUACGGGACGAAGAAGGUGACUUUCAUCGGACAUUCUCUGGGGGGUGCGCUCUCGGUCAUAUCUGCUGCGAGUAUGAAGUUGCGCCUGGGAUCAAGCUACACGUUCAAAGUGGUCACCUACGGGAGCCCCAGGAUUGGUGAUAGGGACUGGGCAAGUUGGGUCGAUAGCAACCUCGACAUCACCCGCAUCGGAAACAAGAAAGAUCCAGUUCCGAUCCUCCCCGGAAGAUCCCUCGGCUUCCAGCACAGCAAAGGGGAGAUUCAUAUCCGCAACUCGGACAGCGCGUGGGUAAACUGUCCAGGAAAUGACAACACCGCUAGUGGAUGCACGAUUGCGGAUACACCAAACAUCCUCGUCUCCAAUGUCAUGGACCAUCUUGGCCCAUAUAAUGGCAUCACCAUCGACGGCUGCUGA